CUUUCCUCCUCUUCCUCCCCUGGGCUCCCAGAGAAGGAAGGCGGGCCUCCUGGUCUGUUAGGGCUGAGGCGGGGCCAGAGAAGCAGAGGCUUGAGCCAGCUCUCCAAAGGCACGUUCCCACCAGGAGUAGCUCCCCCAGGAAGAAGAAGAAGAAGAAGGAGGAGGAGGAGGAGGAGGAGGAGGAGAGCUGGGAGCGGGCGAGACUAGCCAGAGGCAGCAGCAGCAGCAGCAGCAGCCGCCCAGCCAGGGUGCCUUUCGUGCUGGAGAUUGGCAAAGGCAGGCUGCGGGGAUAUAAAAUUACAAGGAUUCCUGUGCUUGAUUUUGUAGUUACCAAUAAUUUGGCACAACACCUGCUUUAGUGCUUUUUGUCAUCAGAUAAGAGAGAAGACAUGUUCAACACAAAAUAAAGAUACAGUUUUGUCAAACAAGGAACUUGUGCAGUAUGUUCUGUACUAAACUGAAAGACCUGAAAAUAACUGGCGAGUGUCCUUUCUCCUUACUGACUCAAAGUGGCAUUUCUGGUGAACAUGAGGAAGAAUGUGUUGAAGUGCCAAAUAGCUCAAAGGCUCCUUUGCCAGUCUGCAAAGAGAAGAAUACUCAAGGAGACCUUCCACAAAGGAAAACCAGCAGGAGCAGAGUGUAUCUGCACACUUUAGCUGAAAGCAUCUGCAAACUCAUAUCUCCAGAGUUUGAAAGGUUGUACCUUGCAUUUCAAAGGACACUAGCAAAUAAUAAUAUAAAAGAAAUCCGGAAUUUUGGGGAAAGGGAAGACUUUGAAAAGCUUAUCACGGAUCAUGCAAAUAUAGCAGGAGUCUCAGUGAACAUUAUUAAGGAAUCCCUUGGUGAAGAGCUGUUCAAAAUAUGUUACGAAGAAGACGAACACAUCCUAGGUGUUGUUGGAGGGACUCUGAAAGACUUUUUGAAUAGUUUUAGUACUCUGUUGAAGCAGAGCACCCAUUGCCAUGAAGCAGAAAAGAGGGGUAGACUUGAAGAAGUUUCCAUACUAUGCCUGGAAAAGGACACCGAUUUCUUAAAUGUGUACUAUUUCUUUCCCAAGAAAACAACUGGUAUUAUCCUGUCGGGCAUCAUUAAAGCAGCUGCUCACAUUCUGUAUGAGACAGAGGUGGAAGUGACAGUCAUGCCCCCCUGCUUCUGCAAGGACAGCACUGAGUUUAUUAACCAGCCAUAUUUGUUGUACUCUGUACAAGUAAAACGUGCAAAGCCAUCCUUAUCACCAUGUAAACCUCAGUCUUCUCUCGUGAUACCUGCUUCUGUGUUCUGCAAGACUUUUCCAUUUCAUUGCAUGUUUGACAAGGAUAUGACAAUUUUGCAAGUUGGCAAUGGUAUCAGGAGACUGCUCAACAGGAGAGAAUUUCAAGCAAAGCCAAAUUUUGAUGAGUGGUUUGAAAUCCUGACCCCUAAAAUUAAUUGUACCUUUAGUGGGAUCAUGACAAUGCUGAACAUGCAAUUUACCAUAAGGGUGAAACGAGGGGACAACGCUCUUAAAAAAUCAACUGGGGUUAUGGACCUUAAAGGGCAGAUGAUCUACAUAUUUGAAUCAAGUGCCAUCUUGUUCUUGGGAUCUCCUUGUGUGGAUAGACUAGAAGAUUUUACAGGACGUGGCCUUUACCUUUCAGAUAUUCCAAUUCAUAACGCUCUUAGGGAUGUUGUUUUAAUAGGAGAACAAGCCAGAGCUCAAGAUGGACUGAAGAAAAGGCUUGGGAAGCUUAAAGCUACUCUUGAGCAGGCACAUCAAGCCCUUGAAGAGGAGAAAAAGAAGACAGUUGAUCUUUUGUGUUCUAUUUUCCCUGGAGAGGUUGCACAGCAGUUGUGGCAGGGACAAGUUGUACAGGCGAAAAAGUUUAAUAAUGUCACAAUGCUUUUUUCUGACAUUGUAGGAUUCACUGCAAUUUGUUCCCAGUGCUCACCUAUGCAAGUUAUCACCAUGCUUAAUGAGCUUUAUACUCGCUUUGAUUACCAGUGUGGAGAGCUGGAUGUCUAUAAGGUUGAAACUAUUGGAGAUGCAUACUGUGUGGCCGGAGGCUUGCACAAAGACAGUGAGACCCAUGCUAUGCAGAUUGCACUGAUGGCAUUGAAGAUGAUGGAGCUGUCCAAUGAAGUGAUGUCUCCACAUGGAGAACUCAUCAAGAUGCGUAUAGGCUUACAUUCUGGCUCAGUCUUUGCUGGUGUUGUGGGUGUUAAAAUGCCACGAUAUUGUCUGUUUGGAAACAAUGUAACACUAGCCAACAAAUUUGAGUCCUGCAGUGUACCAAGGAAAAUAAAUGUCAGUCCAACAACCUACAGGUUGCUGAAGGAUUAUCCGGGCUUUGUAUUUACUCCACGUUCAAGACAUGAUCUUCCUCCCAACUUUCCAAGUGACAUUCCUGGGAUCUGCUACUUUCUUGAUACUUAUCUUCAAGGAACACAUACAAAGCCCUGGUGUCAAAAGGAAGAUGCUGAAGAUGGAAAAACAAAUUUCUUGGGGACACCCACAAGCAUACACUAAAUGGUGUUUUCAUGCUUUUCUGAGGAUAAAAUAUGCUCCAACUUUUGUAUUAAUGAAAAUGAUUUUUUUAAAAAAAUGAAAUGUGACAGCACUUUAGCUUCUUAACACCUAAAAGCCAGUAUUAAAAUUACAACAAACAUGUCACAUACUGCUUGUAAUGUUUCUUUUAUAUGGGAAAUACAUUUGGUGUAUAGUAAUUUGGGAACUAAAAAAGCAGGACCAAGACAGAUUAGUCUCUCACAAGUGCAGAGAAAUCUUUUAAUCAGAAGGUUACAUUCAGUUUCAGAAAAGUUAUUUGGUGCUGUGUCUCAAUGGAGAGUGGAACCAAAAAUACUAGCGUAGUUUACUCGAUAGCUUUUACUGCCAAUAAUUAAGCCAUAGGAGAAGGAUUUCAACUUUUUAGAAUAGAGGAAAAUGUAAAAGCUGGAAAAUUACCAAAUAAUGGGGAGGGGAUGUUGCCAUCCAGGGAAGGCAGAAGGCACGAUACGGAACCACAGAAAGGCUCACUUUGGAUUCAGAGCCUGCAGUGCUCCAACAGAUGACAGAAAUCGAACUAGAUAAAAAUCUUCCCCUCUAGCCAAAAGCUCCCUGGCCAAAAGUUAGUCUGAUAGGGACCCACUUUUUCCCAGAACCAGAGCAUCUUUUUUUAUAUCUUUCCACCCUGUUCAGCAUUUAGAAAUAGCUUUCAAAGAAAGCAACAGGACUCUCCAGCAUUCUGUCUACACAGAGCCAAUGCACUUGCCUUGUGAGACCUACAACUCAGCUAUUUGCAUGCAAAUUAUAUGGUCAGGCCCUGUACUAUGAGUAAGUAAAAUGUUGUUGGUUAUUUAUAAUGAAAGUUUCCUUAAUUAUUUUUAAUGGAUGGUAACAACUUCAAAUUAUUGCUAGUAUAUGUUACCAUCUCUUAGUUAAUUCUGAAGCCUGCCCCAUAAAUAGGCAAAGGGGGAAAAUGAUGUUGAGAGUGAGAAACCCAUAUGCAUUAGGAAGGAUGAGUUGCAGGUUGUUUUACACUGUUCGUUUUUUAUCUCACCUUGUCUCUUGUGAGCAGCUUUCCUGGAGACUUUGGAAGGGCAACUAGGCCUGGUCUCUCCCCUUAUGUGGCUAUUUGUUCAAACUAGCAAUUUGUGAUGGAAUGGGAGCUCACUUUGUUGAAAUACUUUAUUAAGAUGCACAUGGAAUAUGUUGUGAAGAGAAUGCACUGCUUGUCUAGAGCAAUGAUUCCCAAAUCUAAGUCUCCAUAGGUUGUUGGAACUCCCAGAAUUUUAUACUAUUUGUCAUACUGGCUAUGGAUACUGGAAUUUGUCAUCUAGCAACAUCUGGGAACCCAAGCUUGAAAGUGGAAUCUUGGAUGAACAUUGAACUUAUGGACACUGGUAACAGAGGAGUGAGAUGAUAGGCAGACAUUGAGUUGAUGUAUAAAGGAGCAGGAUCUGCAGAGGCAAAAGCAUGCAUCCUCAGUCCAUGGAUUCAAUGACUGAUGCAGUGGUUCUUUUAAGGGUUUUAUAUGUUUUUAGAAUGUCCAUUUGUAGACUGUUAUUGCUAUAGUCAUAUUUGUAAACAGAAAUUUAAACAGAAUUCACAGAAAAUGAAGGUAACACAUUGUAAUGUUUUACUUUCCCCCCCAAGCAAUGAUUAAUCUCAGCUCUGUUUCUUCCAGUACUAGAUCCCUAUGCACUUUUCAUUUGUGGCAGAUUUUCAUGGGGUAGUGCAGUAAACAAUUCACAGUAGUUAGCAUUCACAUUGCAUGUACACAUAAACCACUUCAGAUCUAGGCCCAGUUCCAAUGUCUUAAUGUACAUGCAUGCACUGUGAUAACCCAUGCAUUUGCACUUACAUCAAAAAUGACUUGGCUAAUUUUAUUUUUACCCAUAGCAACUGGUGUUGAGGGGCACCAGACAAGGUGAGUUAGGGUUGUUGAUGUUUUUUUGUUUUGUUCCAGAGUGCAUCACUUUAACUUGCUUCUCUUGAACACUUUUGCCAUUUUAAUACCCAUUUCCUCAGAUUUUAGAAACUCUAUGUGUUCUCCAUCCAAAAUAAUUUGGUAUACAGUAUUUGAAAAUAUAACUGCCUCUCUGUCACCACUAUGUCCAGGUAAAACAUGUUAACUUAAAAAGCAGCAGCUGCAACACAUAUUAUUGGCAGCAUCUCUUUACAUGUCUGCUUUGUCUGUUCCUGCAUCUUGUUCUGUGUUCAAUCACCAGUCCAUAACAGGCUCUCUUAUCCUGGGGAGCAAAGAAGUCUUUGAAGAAGAACUUCUAGCUGAGUUUCUGUUAUGUUUCUGAGUAACUCCCAACCGUCCUGGAGAUAUUUAACCUCCUGACUUUUCCUUCCAACUUUUUAAAAACCAAUCUCUAUAUUCUUCUUCUUCUUUUAAAAAGACAUUUCCACUUUUGCAGUGAAGUGUGACUGGCUUGCACUUCAGUGGCAAUUUCCCACCUACAUAUGAAUCACAGUUGAUAGCACUGGAACUCUGGUUUCAAAUGGCUUCAACUACAUAUACAUUUCACUUUAUGUUUUAGGCAUAAUUUAUGAUUAAGUCCAAGGUUGGUUUCUCUUUGUAAGUUCCAUAACCAACUGUUCUAUUGCAGUAAUUUAGGCUAUCUAUAAAUGUUUACAUCUUUGUCAUAAUCAGAACACACAUUUAUUCUAUCUAUUCUUUCUUUAGAUGUCUCCCUUCCUAAAUUCAUUCUCCAUAUCAAAAUCACCCUGAGUAGUUUGGUCAGGACAGCAUCAGAAGAUGUUAAUGAGAUGUUAAGAGGUUAAGCAAUUCUCUUAGGCUGCAAUCUUGUCCUUGGCAAUAGGUCUCACUGAAAUUAGUAGGACUUAUUUCUGACUGAGUAGACCUACAUAGGAUUGUUCUGCAUACAUAAUUAUCAGUUGUUUUCAGUGUUAGUAUACAGAAUAUGCCACUUACUGCAUCCUGAACUUUUUUCACUGUUCAUAAAUUAAAUAUAAGUAAAAUAUACAAUCAAUGUCAAAGCCUCUAUGUUCAAAGCAUCUUAAUUUCUUAGAGUUAAAAAUCUUAUUUCAAGACCAAAUCUUGACUAUUCUGUAUUAUAGCAAUAUAUGUUUUCUUAUUGUUGCUAUAUUUCAGUUUUAAUUGCAUAGAUUAAAAGAUGUAAACUAAACCGAUUCACAGUAUUAAAUAUUUCUAAGCAUUCACCACAAAAGAGAGGAAAUGAGGUGAGGUACAAAUUAAAUAUGUAUAUAUAGGCUUUGGAUGUGCUGUGGGUGUGUUUUGAUAUAUGGUGAAGUCAAUAAAAGGAAAUACACUA
This is a messenger RNA of Sceloporus undulatus (fence lizard), 5781 nucleotides long. RefSeq names its product guanylate cyclase 1 soluble subunit alpha 1 (gene GUCY1A1). Gene Ontology annotation, molecular function: guanylate cyclase activity; heme binding. Bases 443 to 2506 code for a protein of 687 amino acids. The transcript is spliced from 9 exons. Lineage: Eukaryota; Metazoa; Chordata; Lepidosauria; Squamata; Phrynosomatidae. Gene Ontology annotation, cellular component: guanylate cyclase complex, soluble. The record is from RefSeq and is a predicted model, not a curated record. Gene Ontology annotation, biological process: response to oxygen levels; cGMP biosynthetic process.